AUGAAGAACCUGGGCUUGCUCGCUCUGGCAGUGCCUUCAUUGGCCCUCAACAUCCCUACUCAACAGCUUCUCUCCAGCGACUUGCUCACCAGCUUCUCCAACCCAUUGAAGCCUUCUGCGCGAGAGAUUUGUCCUCAGCCUCCCAAAGCGAGCACACCUGACGAUGGAUUCCACUCGUCGGAAACCUUCCUCUCCGACGCCGCUUUCCGGGCCCGCCAAGCAAACCGUCUCUCGCGCGCUGUGCAGGUUCCAACCACAGUCGGCGACUUUGCGAAGGACCCGUAUGAUAAGGCUUUCGAGCCUGUCGUCAAGUUCCAAAAGCUUCUGACGGAGCUUUUUCCACUAGUGCAUAAGCAUGCUAAGGUCGAGCACAUCAACCGCCUCGGCUUGGUAUUUACCUUUGAGGGUGUUGAUACUACUCGGAAGCCGCUGCUCUUCAUGGCCCAUCAGGACGUAGUCCCCAUCGAUGACCCUUCAGACUGGACACACCCUCCCUUCGCAGGUGUCUUUGACGGCGAGUGGAUCUGGGGCCGCGGCUCAAGUGACUGCAAGAAUGUCCUCAUUGGAUUGAUGUCAGUGGUCGAAGACCUUCUCUCCCAAGACUGGAAGCCGCAGCGCACAGUCCUCUUCGCUUUCGGGUUCGAUGAGGAAUCGCACGGUUUCCUCGGUGCGGGCUCCAUCUCAGCUGCCCUUGAGGAGAAAUACGGUAAAGAUUCCUUUGAGUUCAUCCUCGAUGAAGGUGGGAUGGGUCUACAGAGCCUGGGCGAUGAAUCUGAUUCCGGCAACGAGGUACUAUACGCUCUCCCCGCCGUCGGCGAAAAGGGAAGUCUCGACUUGAUCAUCGACAUCGCCGUCCCCGGAGGCCACAGCUCCAUUCCCCCCGCACACACCGGUAUCGGAAUCAUGGGAGAGAUCCUGUACCAGCUCGAGCGCAAGGAGCUCUUCCCCGCCUGGCUGGAUACCAACCAUCCAGCACACGGUAUGCUGGAGUGUCAGGCACGAUACUCCCCCGAUCAUGUCGAAGCUUGGCUAUCCGAUAAACUGGCAGCGGAUGAUCCUGCCGCGCUGGGCGAAGCAGUCGCCAGUUCCCGUGGUCCUGCAGUCCGUUACACCAUGCAGACCUCGCAGGCCGCAGACUUGAUCCACGGCGGUGUCAAGACAAACGCGCUGCCGGAGAAGAUUUCGGCUGUCGUGAACUACCGCGUGGCAUUGCACCAGACGCCUGACGAGCUGCGCGAGCGCGCUUUGCGAAUCAUCAGUCCCAUCGCUGAAGAGCACAAUCUCACUUUGCGCGUUGCGUUCCCUGAUGUGGAAGAGAUUGCUGGAGAUGUCAGCGACCGCACCCUCACCCUGUACCCUCUGAGCAAGCCCCUGGCCCCAGCGCCUAUCUCGCCCACGAACCCGCUCACCUCGAAGGUGUGGGCGCAUUUCGCUGGUGUGGCGCGCAGUGUAUUCGAGUCUCACUCGAAUCCUCUCUCGAAGUCUGAUUCCAAGCCGACUGUGGUUGUCACUGGUGAUGUCAUGACUGGUAACACGGACACUCGGUUCUACUGGUCUCUUUCUGAGAACAUUUAUCGUUGGAGUCCGUCGCGUGCUGGUGGGUCUGAGAACAUUCAUACCGUGGAUGAACGGAUUCGAUUGGAUGUUCAUUUGGAGGGCAUGAUGCUUUACUAUGAUCUGAUUCGAUCCUUCGAUGGUUGGGAUGGAAAGUCUGAGUAG
Penicillium brevicompactum is the source of this 1719-nucleotide messenger RNA. It is a transcript of the gene cps1, whose product is annotated as Gly-Xaa carboxypeptidase. The transcript is spliced from 3 exons. Gene Ontology annotation, cellular component: fungal-type vacuole lumen. The record is from RefSeq and is a predicted model, not a curated record. NCBI's taxonomy places the organism in Eukaryota, Fungi, Ascomycota, Eurotiomycetes, Eurotiales, Aspergillaceae. Gene Ontology annotation, molecular function: metallocarboxypeptidase activity. The coding region runs from base 1 to 1719 and encodes 572 amino acids.